AUGGUGUUCUCGAGCUUCGAGCUGGAGCUCCUCCCUGGCCCCGACAGGCACACGGAGAGGGCCAUCACGGCCACGCUCCUGGGCGGCAGGCUGGCCACGGACAUCGAGAGCGGCACGGACCACAGGCGCCUCCCCAGCGCGAGGUGGAGCCUGGCGGUGGAGGCCGAGGGCAUGUGGGCGGCGGACGGCGAUCUCAGGAUCGUCGACUUCGGGGCCGUGAGGCUGGGCGAGCCGCCUGCCGUGGCGCUGAGCGUGAGGAACCGGCUGGAGCCGGAGCGCACCGUGGUGAGCGUGUCGCUGGCGUCGCAGCCCUUGGAGGUUCGGAUCUCGCGCACGCUGUUGCCCCGCCUUCAGCGGUUUGCCGCGGCGGUCAGCGAGGAGGGCCACGCGAGAUGCGUCAUCGAGCACGUGCUGCUCCCCCCGCUGCAGCGGUUUGGCCUGGCGGUCAACGAGGAGCUCUCCCGCCUCGACCUCGCCGACGAGCGGAGGGCUCCCCAUCCGCUUCGCCGUGGGCGCUCGGGAUCCUCCAGCGUGGGCGACGAGGAGCACGUUGCGGGAGAAGACGGCGUCUUAUCGAUCGGCGAGCAGUGGCUACAGAGCGACAGGGGCAAGGAGGUCUUGGCCGGCGCACAGGCCAGGAUCCCAGAUGCUCUCGAGUUGCAUGUGGCCUUGAGCGGCCCCCGGCUGCGGCUCCCCGUCCCUGGCAACCGCGGCUUGUGGGUGUCGUCGGGGAGCAUGCUCAUCAGGACGCCCAGGGCGUGCACGAUGGAGGCAGUCGAGCUUACACUCACGCUCUCCGACAUGAACCUAGCGGCUACUGAUCACAUGGGGUUGCGGCAUGACGUGGUGGCGCCAUUCGAGUUGCAGGCCACGCUCCAGACCAAAGCCGACGCCGUGGAGAUUGGUGGCACGCUGGACGGGCUCCAGCUCAAGGCCUCUCCAGAGAUUGUCCAGAUCCUCGCCCUCGCCCCACAAUCUGCACUGGCCGCGCUCAGAGGUAGUGGAGUCGAGGUGCCAUGUGGUGUCCAGGUGGCGCCCAAGCAGCCCGUUCUGCCGACGGCGCCUACCACGCUGUUUGAGGGCGGUGCGGAGUCCGAGCCCGGCAGCGAGCUACUGGCUGCACGCUGGGGGAUCAGAGAGGGCUCCAGGUUGGCGGCGGUCAGGAAGCGCGCCCAGGAAGCACUGCGGGCGGCCGCGCACGAGCAGCGCGCGCUGGUGGUGCAGAAGAUUCGGACGCUGCAUGUGAACUUCCGGCUGGGGCCGUCGGUCGUGUUGUUCGAGGACGCGUUGAACCCAGUGAUUCGGCUGCAUGUGGCUUCUGACGCUCUCGAGGUCGCCGUGAACACCGAGAGCCUGGACAUCAAGGCCACGCUCAUGCUCCAGGUGGGUAUGGAUGUGUUCAGUGUGCGGGUCGGCAGGUUCGAGCCUCUGGUCGAGCCGUUCACGAUCACGUGCCAGGCCGCGCGCGCUGCCGAGGAGGGGCAGAGCGUCAAGGUGUUUGGCCACCGGCCCCUCAUGCUCAACGCAACCCCCACGGCAAUCAAGCAGCUGGCCUGGUACGUGCCACACCUGGUGUCAAUGCUGAGCCCCUCGCUCGACGACACGGAGGUCAGCACAGCCCCCCGAUUCCGGGUCCUCAAUCUCACGGGCAGGUGCGUCGCACUGGGCUUCCCGGGCGCGGCGCAGAGAGAGAGCGUGCGCAUCGACCCGCACACUGGCGAGUGGCGGUCGAUGGACCGCUGGGUGUUCCCGGAGCGGUGCGAACAGGUCGAGCUCGACAGCGGCCCCAGGCUGAGCCUGACGAGGAUCGGGUCCGUGUGGCGGUCGGGCCCCGACGACGACGCCUUCCUCUGGCAGCUGCUCCGUCCGCGGGCCGACUACGCGCUGCUGCUGGUGUCGCCGCAGUGCCUGCUGCUCAACGCGACGUCCCUGCCGCUGCGGGUGCGAACGGCCCGCGGCAGCGCCCCGCUGCCAUGCACCCACUGCUCGGGGGCCGCGCUGCUGCUCGGGUCCCGGCCGCUGCUGGCCCCGGGGGCGCCAGAGGGGCGCAUGCCCGCGGCGUCGCGGGAGCCCCUCGUGGAGCCCGGGGAGGUGGUGGGCCUGCCCUUCAGGGCAACGGCGGCUUCUCCAGGUGGAGCUGGCUCCUUCGCCCAGGCCCUCCAGUCGCAGGUCGAGGUGUCGCUGCGCGGCGGCGAGUGGGUGGCCAUCGACAGGUUGGGCGUCGCGGACAGGCUUGUCCCUGUCCAGAGCGGCCAGUCGUCGUUGCUGGUGGCUUGCAGCGUGUCUCUGUCAGCCCCGCCAGCUCUGGUGCCCUGCUGUUGGCUGCGCAUCUUGCCGGCGCUGACCUUGGUUUCGGUGCUGCCUUGCGCGAUGGAAGUGGAGUAUCGGCUCGCGUCCGAGGCAGAGGCAGCGGCCAGGCGAGUGGAAGUGCCCGCUCUGGGCAGGACUGCAGUGUACGAUGUCGCUUGCCCCGGGCAGGUCGCCCUGCGCGUGCGGCUGCUGGGGCGGUUGUGGUCGCACCGGUGGGCCUUGGUCGGCGUCACUGCGGAGGCGGGCCAACGGGAGCACGACGCAGAGGCGGAGCUGAAGGGGGAGGCGGGCGCGGUCCUGACGGUGGCCGCGUGGGCAGACGCCCAGAUUGUGGUGCACAGCCCGUGCUGGCUCGUCGACCGGACUGGUUGGGGAUUGACGGUGCAGCGGGGGGCACAGCUGCCGACAUUCGAGGGCAUCACGCUGUGCGCCGAGCACAUGUAA
Messenger RNA from Prorocentrum cordatum, 2754 nucleotides. NCBI's taxonomy places the organism in Eukaryota, Dinophyceae, Prorocentrales, Prorocentraceae. The record is from the annotation of a GenBank genome assembly.